Messenger RNA from Photinus pyralis (common eastern firefly), 2086 nucleotides. Its product is annotated as pickpocket protein 28-like. NCBI's taxonomy places the organism in Eukaryota, Metazoa, Arthropoda, Insecta, Coleoptera, Lampyridae. Gene Ontology annotation, molecular function: ligand-gated sodium channel activity. The record is from RefSeq and is a predicted model, not a curated record. The transcript is spliced from 8 exons. Gene Ontology annotation, cellular component: membrane. Gene Ontology annotation, biological process: sodium ion transmembrane transport. Bases 169 to 1827 code for a protein of 552 amino acids.
UUGGAGCACUAUGCUAUAAUGAAAAACGUUUUUAUGUCCCUUUUCGUUUCAAACAAAGGGUAGUUUACCUACCCGACCACUGAUAUUAAAUAUCCUUCGUUAAUUUUUCGUUUAAGAAAAUUAAUUAUCGAUCGUCCGGUUUUCGGUACAAAAAGCGCAUUACUCACGAUGGCUUCGAUUAAAACGGUCGCGGAGGAGGCGGACGAGUAUGAGCCUCCGAAGUGUCUCAAGAAUCUGCGUUGGUACUUUAUGGAGUACUGCAACAACACCAGCAUUCACGGAUUUAAAUAUUUGGGGGAGCGACGGAGCUCAGUUGAAAAGCUGUGGUGGGUGAUCGUCUUGUCCUGCUCCUUGUAUUUCUGCGUGGAUUUUAUGACCGAAGCCUACCACAAGUGGCAGCGGUCGCCUGUCAUUGUUUCGUUUGCGACUAGCGAAACGCCAAUUUGGAACGUGCCCUUUCCAGCGAUCACAAUUUGCCCGCGCACCAAGGCGAUCAAAUCCAAGUACAACUUCACCAAAGUUGCCCUUUUAAUAAAUGAGAACAAGGAGAACUACUCGAUGUGGAACGAGUACAACUACAUGUCCAUGGUGUGCCCAAGCCAACUGGACCUGUUCGUUGAUAACGAAACUGCCCAAUACAUCAAUCGCGAAAUCAUAAACUUUCUCAUUGAGGUGCAUCCCACAGUUAACUACUCAGUCGUCAACUGUAGCUGGAUGGGGCGGAAUUGCGAUGACAAGUUGAUGCAGUACUUCGUACCGACCGUGACCAGUGAGGGUGUCUGUUUCUCGUUCAAUAUGCUGGACAAGGACGAGAUUUUUACGUCGCACAUGACCGAAGACUACUCCGAUCGAAAGUUCUCCGAGCGCCAGCCCAACUCAGAGUGGACCUUAGAAGAAGGUUAUCUAGAUGACGCAACUUUGAAAGCGUUCCCUCGCCGAACUUUGAUUGUGGGCCCAAACGGAGGACUGGAUUUAACCUUUAUGACUCUGCAGUCCGACCUGGAUUACCUUUGCGGCGACGCCCUGCAAGGAUACGAUGUGAUUUUGCAUCACCCAGCCCAGAUGCCGGUUGCCAAAGCGGGCUACUUUCGUGUCGGAUUGAACCAGGACGUGGUGGCGGCGGUCAAACCCAACAUGAUGCGAACCUCUGACGAACUACAGCGCUACAGUGCGUACGAUCGGAACUGCUACUUUGUGGAGGACAGAAAGCUACGCUUCUUCAAAGUUUACAAUCAACAGGACUGCUUGAUUGAGUGCUUGGCAAACUUUACUCUCGCCACCUGUGGUUGCGUCGAGUUCUACAUGCCGCGUGACAAUCUCACUUCAAUCUGUGGAGCCAAGCAAAGGAUUUGCGUCAAAUACGCCGGAACAAAAUUUCUGGAGAGCGAGGUAUCUUUCCAAAUUGAAAACGGUGAGGAGAAUGAAGAAAACCUGACGAAGCACACUGCGCCCAAUUGCAACUGUCUCCAAUCGUGCAAUUCGCUAAGCUACGACGCUUCAAUUUCCCAGUCCGACUGGGACUGGAAGAAGGGGAAGAGGAUCGUUUCGUCAAAAAACGAGACCGACGGCUAUAAUCUAUCGAGGCUCAGGAUCUACUUCAAGGACAUGCAAUUUAUCACGUCCCAACGCAACGAGCUCUACGGCAAGACGGACUUUUUCGCAAAUUGCGGCGGACUUUUAGGCCUGUUCACCGGAUUUUCGAUCAUUUCGCUGGCCGAGAUCGUGUAUUUCGCGACUUUGAGGUUUACGUGCAAUUUCCGCAAGCACGGCAGGCACUAUUGGUCCGGCGCCAAGGAGCUUAUGAACGAUCCCAAGCGCCACGACUAAAAAAUUCGAGAUCGGCGAAAACUACAUUAAGUGCUCCCAGAGAAUAGGGGUUUUCACGUUUCAAAUCUAAUAGCGCACUAAUCAAUGUUUAAAACUUUGGCAAUAAUAAUAAUAAUAAUAAACAAAAAGUACUACCUGAUUCAUCAUAUAUCACCCAAAUAGCCCGGACUUUCUUAGUUUCUCUGAAAAUGUGCGCAAUUGAGCCUAGCACCUACGCCUGGGUCCAUGAAGUUAGCAGAACAUCGGCGGCACAAAUUUU